AUGAACGGCUCACAGAUGGGAGCUGCAGCCAAGGCUGCCUGGCUGAGCUGCUGCAACCAGUCUGGGUUGCCACUCCGACCCCCGGAGGGGCCACGCAUGGUGCAGGCAGUAGUGUUAGGCGUCCUGUCGCUUCUGGUGCUCUGUGGGAUCCUGUUCCUGGGUGGUGGACUCCUCCUCCGCGCUCAGGGCCUGAUAGCCCUGCUGGCUCGAGAAAUGCAUUCAUCCCCUGAGGCUGAGCCUGGUGCCUGUGGAGGAGAUGAAGACUCCUAGGUGUCUGUCAGCCCCUUCUGUGCCCUGCAGUCCAGAGCUCAUUUCUCUGGGGCACAGCAGAAGGUCCAGCCCACGAGCUCUUGUUUCCUGCACAGGUGCUGGACCUCUCCCCUCAUCUGCCACCCACCCAUACCCCAUUUGUGCUGCACAUGAUUGACUGAAGACAUGGGACUAUUGACUCCUCAUCCUGGGACCCUGGCACUCAGCUGUCCCCAAGCUGCUCCUGACGCUCCUGGGGUGGGUGCAGGAGCCCCAUUCUCAGAACAAGUGAGUCUGCUGUAUGCCAUGGGCACUGGCUUUAUACCCCGACUGCGUGGACACUAGUGUGCCCUCUGCAGACAUGAGCGCAGCUCUCGUUUUGCCUGAUGCAAAGACGGCAGUAUCUGACAACCCAGCGACCCAUUGCUGCUGAGAACCUGAGAACCUGAUGCAUCUGGAGAGUGUGUCAGCCAUCCGGCAACACACCAUCACUUUCCAUGGCUUUGCUAUUAAAUAGGCCAGUAAUGCA
This is a messenger RNA of Grammomys surdaster, 778 nucleotides long. Its product is annotated as small integral membrane protein 41-like. The record is from RefSeq and is a predicted model, not a curated record. The transcript is spliced from 2 exons. NCBI's taxonomy places the organism in Eukaryota, Metazoa, Chordata, Mammalia, Rodentia, Muridae. Bases 1 to 270 code for a protein of 89 amino acids.